UCGGAGUAGUCGGAGAGAACAUAGUUUCGUGAGUUUUACUUUCGAUUCUACCGGUUUUUACACUUUUAUAAAAAAAGUGUCAGUGAUAGUUCUGAAAUUUUUAAUUCGCGAUUUCUUCUUAAAUCAGCCAAUUAUAAAUUAUUACCAGCGGCGGAAACACCCAGAAGACAACUUUAUUGACGAGUUACGAACAUACGAGUUCCCAAAUAAGGAGCUGCGUGGGGUACAGAGCGACCGAAGAGGAAGUGCCAUUAUAGAAGAGAGCUAAUCGUCAGGCACCCGACAAGAUGCCUGCCCCAACAUCAGCACCGGGUCCGGUGGAGGGCGGACCACCUCGCACCGAAUUGCAGGAAUUACAGCUGAAGGCCGAUCAAGUUACAGAUGAGUCCCUGGAAAGUACGAGGCGUAUGCUGGCACUAUGCGAGGAGAGCCACGUGGUCGGGAUGAAAACCCUCGUAAUGCUGGACGAGCAAGGCGAACAACUGGACAGAAUCGAGGAGGGUAUGGACCAAAUCAACGCCGACAUGCGCGAGGCCGAGAAAAAUCUCACCGGAAUGGAAAAGUGCUGCGGUCUCUGCGUUCUUCCAUGCAACAAGGGUGCCAGCUUCAAGGAAGACGAAGGCACGUGGAAAGGAAACGAUGACGGUAAGGUGGUUAACAACCAGCCCCAACGGGUGAUGGACGAUCGCAACGGGCUUGGGCCCCAGGGCGGCUACAUCGCCAAGAUCACGAACGAUGCUCGUGAGACAGAGAUGGAAGAGAAUAUGGGCCAGGUGAACACGAUGAUCGGUAAUCUGAGAAACAUGGCGAUCGACAUGGGCAGCGAGCUGGAUAACCAGAACCGGCAAAUCGACAGGAUUAAUCGCAAGGGCGAAUCGAACGAGACGAGGAUAAAGGUGGCCAACGAGCGAGCCCAUCAGCUACUCAAGUAAGGCCACUCUCGACCACCUGCACCCCGUCGGCCACCAACAGCACCAAAUACUACCCAUCACCACAAUCACAACCACCACCACCACAACUACACUACUAUCGACAACAACAACAACAAUAACAAUAACAACUACAACACCAGUGUCUACAAUUAAGCCAGGACUAUCAGAUACAGACACACAGUCGGUUACUCGGUUACUCUCAGUUACUCGUGCUCGUGUAGUUUAUUUAUUACGAUUUACUUGUACCUCGAAUCAUAGUAAACACUUAGUAGAGACGAGUUGACGAAUAGGCGAUCGAGAAAAACAAGAAAAGAAACGAAUGGCACGGUUCUAUACGUUCUUUUUCCGUCCUCCGUUCGAAUAGUAUCGUUUUUUCGUUCUUUUUAAUUUUAGUUAGCGAAUAUUAGCAGUUAGUAGUCGCGUAUGUUGUAGGAAACGCCUAGAGAGAGAACCAUUCUCAUCGGCUUUCGUACACUUUUGCUCGCAGUUAGUUAAUCUACCGUUGCUCCUUCGACGCCGUCAAAGAGUUAUUGCGUUCUGGGAAAUAAAUUGUACCGUUAUAUAUUGUUGUACGUUUUAUUUUCAACGAACGUGCAAAGUAAAUUCUAUUUCAAUAUAUCGCUUGUACUGUCUUCUGUUACUACUACCAUCCAAGUAGCUCGAUACUUUAGCGACUGUAUACGUUCCUUUCGCCACACUUUCGUUUACUCGUUUUGCAUUCGUUUCGCAAUUCAGCUAAUACCAUCGUGUGGUCCUUCCACGAACCUACUCGGGCGUACCUACGAACAUCAUCUUUAACCCUUAAGAGGGCAAAUUUUCAUCUCUAACUUUAGAAUAUCUAAGACAGAAAAUUAGAAAAAGAGAAACAAAGAGUUAGUUUAUUUACGAUUAAUAUUUACACGUAACGAAGAUGCCGACGCGAGACAGCGUCGCCAAGUCAAUUCAGUGAUCCGGUAGAGUUUUUUAAAAGACGAGCGCAGACGUUUACGCUAAAGUAUAAAAAAAAGGAAAAAAAAAGAAAAAAAAGAAAAUAAUAACGAAGAGAAAUAGAGAACAAACGUUAAAAUAAAAAAAAAAAGAGCAAGAAUUUUUUCGUCUUAAUUGCACGUUUAUCCAAGUUCUUCCUCUCGUGAUAUAGCGUUUACACUUUUAACGAUUUAUCUAAAAUGUUUCUAAAAUAAGAAGAGUAUUACCGAAAAAAAAAGAAAGGAGAAAAGAUGAAAAAAAUGUAAGAGGGAAUAAAAACUAGAAAUCCUUUAGCUGAAACGAAACGCGUCGAGUAUCGUGCGCCUGUUUAAGGGUUAAAGAUUACCCACAGUUUACGAGAACAGAAGCAUAUACACUGGAGAUGACAACGUCAGUUGUGUACAGGAGCGCGCACACGCUGUAGUUCUUUGCAUCGUUAUACACACACGCGUGCACGUGCGCGAAUCGGGACGAUAUUAUUUAC
Eufriesea mexicana is the source of this 2382-nucleotide messenger RNA. It is a transcript of the gene Snap25, whose product is annotated as Synaptosomal-associated protein 25kDa. Gene Ontology annotation, cellular component: SNARE complex; plasma membrane. Gene Ontology annotation, molecular function: syntaxin binding; SNAP receptor activity. The transcript is spliced from 7 exons. The coding region runs from base 288 to 932 and encodes 214 amino acids. The record is from RefSeq and is a predicted model, not a curated record. NCBI's taxonomy places the organism in Eukaryota, Metazoa, Arthropoda, Insecta, Hymenoptera, Apidae. Gene Ontology annotation, biological process: synaptic vesicle fusion to presynaptic active zone membrane; synaptic vesicle priming; exocytosis.